Lotus japonicus is the source of this 1181-nucleotide messenger RNA. RefSeq names its product GDSL esterase/lipase WDL1-like. Bases 112 to 882 code for a protein of 256 amino acids. NCBI's taxonomy places the organism in Eukaryota, Viridiplantae, Streptophyta, Magnoliopsida, Fabales, Fabaceae. The transcript is spliced from 6 exons. The record is from RefSeq and is a predicted model, not a curated record.
UUGAAAAUAGCAUAUCACCUCACAAAUAGGUUCGGAUCCAAAUCCACUUCACUCCCAAUCAGAGAGUGAGUGUGUGUGCAAGAAGAAGAAGAAGAAGAAGAAGAAGAAGAUAUGGUUGGACCAGUGAGACCUCAAUUUGUUCUGUUUGGUUCUUCCAUUGUUCAGUUCGGUUAUGCCAAAGAAGGUUGGGUUUCUAUUCUUUCACACUUGUAUGCUCGUAAGGCAGAUAUAGUUCUGCGAGGAUACUCGGGUUGGAAUUCAAGGCGCGCUCUGCAGGUUCUGGAAACAAUUUUUCCUAAGAAUGCCACUGAGCAACCAUCGUUGGUAAUUGUCUACUUUGGCGGUAAUGAUUCUAUUCUUCCACAUCCAAGUGGCCUUGGUCAACAUGUUCCUCUCCAAGAAUACAUCGAAAAUAUGAGGAAGAUUGCUAUCCAUCUCAAGAGCCUCUCAAAGAAGACUCGCCUUAUAUUUCUCAGUGCUCCUGCCGUCAAUGAGACACAAAUUUAUGGAAACAGUGGUGUACAGAAGAGGUCAAGGAAUAAUGAAUCGUGUCGAAUAUAUUCAGAAGCAUGUUUGGAGCUAUGCCGGGAGAUGAAUAUCAAGGCCAUUGAUCUGUGGUCUGCAAUCCAGAAAAGGGAAGACUGGCUAGAUGUUUGCUUCACGGAUGGGGUUCAUCUGUCAGCUGAGGGGAGUAAGAUAGUUGCAAAAGAGAUACUGAAGGUCCUCAAAGAAGCAGAAUGGGAACCUAGCCUGCACUGGAAGUCAAUGCCAUUUGAAUUUGGAGAAGAUUCACCCUAUGAUCCAAUUGGCCCUGAUGGAAUCACAACUAUAAAUGUCUCCAGCAACUUGACCUUCGGGGAAAAUUCAGAAGAUUGGGAGUAGAUUUAUGUGCAUUUGAAAACUAUAGACAGGCCCUUAUUCAUUGGAUUCUUAGGGAACAAUUACUAAAGACCAGGAAUAUUUAGAAAGGUGCCUAAGAAAGAGAACUUACAUAUGAUUGAUUCAUUUGAUUGUGGGGGUUGUGGCUGAAGAUUGUUACCAUCGUGUGAAAACUAGGUAAGGGACAUGCUCAUGGUUAUCUAAAACUUGGUUUGAAUGUUGAACUGGAAAUAGCUUUUAACCUUUUAUAUUUAAGAACUGGUGUGGUCUACAUUGAUUAAGCCAGUGUUCACCAAAAACAA